ACAUGGCUGCAGUGCUGAGGGAGAUGUGUCUGUGGGCGCUGCUGGUGGCCGCCGCCGGCUCCGGCCAGAAGCUCUUCUCCGACCUCAAACGCUGCCUGGACGAGGAAUGCAGCAUGCUGAUGUGUCGUGGCAAAGCUGUGAAGGAUUUCGUGGGUCCUGACUGCCGCUUCCUAAAGUUUAAAGCGGGUGAAACCAUUUACGUUUAUUAUAAAUUAGCAGGGAAGAGAAAUGACCUCUGGGCUGGAAGUGUGGGGAGUCAAUUUGGAUAUUUUCCUAAAGAUCUGAUUGAAAUAAAUCUAGUGUACUCAACUACUGAGGUGGAGUUGCCAGCUGAGGACACAGACUUUGUUUGUUUUGACGAAGGUCCGGAAGAAUUUGAUGAGGUGGAUAUCGAUAAUCUGGUCAGAAUCGCAGGGUCCAGUGAAGGCCAGAGUAAGGAGCGUGCUGCAGAAAGGGAUGCAAGUCCGAGAGAGGAUGAUACGGGCCAACGAGUUCCAGACGAUGAGUCAGGGAAGUCCUUGAAAAUGCCUGGAGCUAAAUCUGGGGACAAUAAAGCAAGUGAAGGGGAAGAAGCAGUUCAGUCUGCAGAGCAGGAAGUUGGUGACUCCCUACCACAGACAGAAGACAGAGGAGCUGAAACUGUAGUUAGUCCACUAAGUGAUGAACGAACUCUUCAUGUUGAAGAUGAAGAACCUGCAGAGAAACCUGCUGAUGUGGGUGAUAAUAUUUCCUCUUUGGAAGACCAUUCAAUGGAAGAGGAUGGUAGUAGCCACGUUAAAGUGAGCAGACAUUUGGAAUCUAAUUCUCAGGAGCCAGAAACCUUGACUCCGACAGAUGCAGGGAGCGAGGGGCGGAAUUCCCUGGAUGCGGGGGAGCUGCUGGCUGCAGCAGAACUUGAAUCCCAGGAAGGUGAACAGAAAGAACUUCUUGAACUUGAGGGCUCUUCGGCAUUAGAAACUGGAUUUGGGUCAACAAGAGAUGCAAUUGUGGUAGAUCAUGAAGUGACCAGCAAAGUCACUGCAUCGGAUGAAGAGCCAGAGUUUGAUGUAGAAUUGGACAAAGAUGAUUUGGCUGAGCCUCCCGAGAGAAUACCCUUGCUCUCCUACUCAGAUGAUAAAUCAGUUCCUCAACAAGGCGGUGUCCAAGACGUGGAUGUUGGUGAAGGUUCAAAAUCCAGUAAAGCUGACACUAAAACUACAACUCAAGCUGUAGAUACUCCAGUGGCUUCUAUUAGUCCAGAAAAGAGACAGCCAUUGGAUGGAGUAAUUGAGAAAACUGCUGAAAAUGAGGAAGCACUAACUUCAGAAGAUAAAAAAAGCGGAGGGCUGUGGACAACCCUUGGAGAGACUUUUUCCGCAAUUGUAAGUGGGGAUGAGACUACGUCCAAGGUUACAGAUCCUUAUGGUUCUGAAGACUUGCCUGAAGAUACACGGGAUGGAAAUAGUGAAGAUCCAGAGGAAGAAGAUAGGAUCUAUUUGUUGAGUAUGUCAGAAGAGGAGGCUGGAGGUGAGUUUUGGUCUUCAGCUGGUGAAGAAGCUGAAACUCGUGUUGCUGUAAGGGACAUGGUGACAGAAGAUCCUGAAGCAACAGUGCAGGCCCUUGACACUAGCUCGGAAACUGCAACCAAUGUUGAAACGUUGGUUAAUGAAGACGAGGGAACUGAGCAGCAGCAACACAUUGCAUCCGUAGUAGAGAGUCGAAGUUCAGGGCAAUAUGCAGAGGACAAGUUGCAAACAAAGGAAGUUGUUGGUGAUGAAUCUGUGACUGUCCCAGAAAGGGAUGAAAAUAGUCCAGAUAUUGAACUGCAAGGUGACGCUGAGGUUAAAUCAGUGACUGAGAUGAAUCAAGAUCCGGCAAAGUUUGACCAGUCAGAAUUAGAAACGGGAAUGGACGAGCCGUCUGGGUCUUCUGAACAUGCAUCCACUGAAGGGCUAGGUACUGUCAAUGAAGGGUUGAAAUCAGAAGACCAAAUGAAGGUAGUGACAAGUGAAGGGUUUCCUACAGAAGACGUCAACACCACCCUUUCACAAGGUGCAGUGGAAGCUGAAGACCAGACAAGCUCUGGCACGAGUGACACAGACCCAGAAGUCCACAAGGUGGUGAAGAGCAAAGAUGACGUGGGAAAGAGUGACGAGAGAGAUGUAAGUGUAUCUUCGGGGAGUUACUCAGAACUGGAUAGCAAUGGUAUUUCAGAUGAAGACCAAGGAGAGGAGGACAGUGAGGACGAUGAAGCUUUGUAUGAGUUGCUUGAUGAUGAUCAGCCAGAAGAGUUGUUAGAGGAUGAAAAUGCUGCAGAUGCCAGAAUGGCAAGGGAACGUGAUGCCAGCGCAGCUCGUGAAGCUGGGUUAGAUCAUCGAGAGUUAGAUGUCCAUGAUAUGAAUGUUACAGAGGAAGGGAAUAUUGUGGAGCCAGAAGAUCUACAAGAUGAUGGAGAAGAUGUUACAAAUGUGGCAGUGGAGGAAGACCAUGAAGUGGAAAAAGAGGGAGGGCAUCCUCAGAACAUUCAAGGACAAGCAAAUUGGAUUGAAAAUCAGAAGAAAUCAGAACAGUCCUCACCCAGGCCUGUGGACAGGAGUGAAGACUGGACUCAGGACCGGAAGAACCUUUCGGGGGUAUUGCAUAAGGAAAGGGGCGAGUUCGGGAAGGAUCUUCAAACUGAAGAGAGUGCGGAGGGCGAAGGCAGGUGGCCUGGGGCUUACUCCAGGAGUGAAAAUACCUCAGACUUGCCUAAAGUUGAAGGGAACAAGACUGAAGAUACCAUGCAACCAACUAAUGAUAUUGGGGCAGAAGAUGCAAGCAAAGUGCUUGUAGGUCUAAAGUACCAGGAGGCUGUGGAAAAGCUUACGAUUUUGAAAGGCUCCUUGGGUGAAAAGAGCUUUGAGCUCGUGCAGAAGUAUCUAAGUCCUCGGCAAGUCCUGGAGGUUGAAGCCGUGCUUCAUGAUUUGGAAGUUGAACUGAAGCUCGCCAAGUUAUCUGGAGCCAACGAGCAGAAUAUUGAGAACAUUCUUGACAACAUAUUGGAGGAGUCGGAGUCGAGGAUCCUUGACAUGGUGGAGAAUAUGUUGGACAAAAGAGCUGAAAUGAGCCAGUGGAAUACAGAGGACAUUCCUCUGGAGAAUGAUGAAGAAAUGGUGGUCUUGAAUGACCUUCAGGAGCUUAUGUUUCAUUUAAGGAUGAAAUACUCAGCUAUCAAGGACAGUGUUGCUCUCGCCCCUGGAGAACAGUUGUCAGAGGAAAGGAAUCGUCUCCUCCAUGAAUCAUUGGACAAAGGCAAACAGGAGGGACUGGACAGAGAGGAGGAGGAGGAGCUGGCGAGAGGACUACCUUCUCCACGUUUCACAGAGGAUGCCUCACGUUCAGAGGGAAAGCAGGAGACAGGCAGAGGCAAAGGGCCACGGGGAGAGUUGGACUCUGCAGAAAGUGAGAGAGAAAAAGUCAGAGAGACACAAGGGGAGAUGUUGCCUCCAGAGGAGGAUCUGCAGAAAGAGCUUCCCUCUGCCAACACUCCAGAAGAUGGAGUAGGUCAAGGGCAGGAGGUGACUGUGACAGGACCAACCUCUCCAUAUUUUACACAGCGACGUCCCAGUGGACAAUUUGAAGAGACAGAGGCACCUCCUCAAAACAUUACAGGGAGGAUGGAAGAGGCUGGGAGAAAAUCUUCUCCGGAGGAAGGUGUGGGACUUGCUGAGGCUGGACGGAGGCGCAGCGGGGAGCGUGUGGGAGGAACAGGCUCCUCGGUGGUCAGAGGGAGAGCGGAGGAGGAGGUCCGGGGAGAGCAGCCCAUCCCGAACACCGAGGGCAGGAAGGAGUCACGGAUGGGCCCUCCCGUGGUGAGAGUCGGGAAGUCUGACGGGGACAGUGCGGACGACGGUCCGCUGAAGGAAGAGCGGCGAGAGGCGGAUGGUGCAGGCGAGGUCACAGUCGAGGGUGUUGCUGAUGGGGCUCGCUUGGAGGCAGGGAGAGGGUCACUGCCCUCCCAGGAAAGGAGUCGGUGGCUGCCGUGGAUUAUCUCAGCACUGGAUGGAGUUAUCCUGGCUACCAGCAACACGAUGAGGCCCAUCAUCCAUUCACUCUCAGAGUUUCUUAUUUCCUCUUUGCCUGAAGAAAUGAGGCCAGGCCCAGAUUUCCACGGAGUGCCCUGGGAACCCAUUUUGAUAACUGCUGCCCUGGGAAUCCUUACUUUCUUUAUCUUUAUGUGGCGAACCUGUCUUUCAGUGAAGAGUAGAAGAUAUCAAAUUACUGAAAAGCAGCUGGCUGAGAAAAUCAAACAGCUUAUUCAGGAAAAGACCGAGGCUUUGGAGAAGGUGUCCAAUUACGAGAAGAAGUUGGAGGAAGCCAAAACCCUUAUAAGUGAGGCCCAGAAUGUGAAAUCCACGGCUUCUGUUGAGACCAAGGAACUAGAGGAGUCUUGCCGGGAGCUUGAACAGGUGAAUCUUCAUCUGGAGACCCGUGUGAAAAAUCUCCAGGCAUCAUUGGAUAAAGAGAAGCAAGAGACUGCAAACCAGCAGACUAUGAUUGCAGAUACUCAAAAAUCUGUGAAAAAAUUGCAAAAAGUUAUUUCGGCUCAUUCAGCAGAGCUGACACAGGUACAAGAAGCCCUUUGUGGUGCCAAAACAAAUGAAGAAAAACUGCAAGCAGAUCUCCAGUCUGUGCUUGAAGAAAAUGCUAGGCUCAAGCAGAGCAAAAGUCAGCUCCUGAAAGAGGCAGAAGGCUGGAGUGAGCGACACAGUGAGCUUAAUGAGCAAAUCAAGCUCUGCCAGAAAGCUCAGAGAGACCUAGAGGAAGCCCUGGCCUACAAGGAUAACGAGAUCGAGGUGCUGACCGACUGUGUGAUGCAGCUUCGACAGCUUGACACAGAGUCUGACAGUGAAGAUAACGGGUGGGACAAAGAAGUGGAUGGUGAAGUGGCUAAUGGUGAGCUGCCAGAUAAAAGCAAGAAGACAAAGAUGAAGAUACAGCAAAUGAUGGACGUCUCAAGGGUAAAAACCACCUUGAAGAUCAUUGAAGAGGAAAAAGAUCAUUUCCAAGCCAAGCUGACAGAUGAAAUAAGAGCUAGGCAUGAACUGGAAGAGCAAAUUAAGCAGCUUGAACACAACUUCGCAGCCACUGAGACGGAGAAAUCAAGGCUCGAGAAUGAAUUUAAAACAAUGCAGCAGAAGUUGGAAAUCUUGACUGAACUCUACCACCAGAAGGAGAUGGCUCUGCAGAAGAGGUUGACCCAAGAAGAGUGUCAGCGUCAGGAGAAGGAGCUGAAGCUCUCUGUGGCUGAUGAGAAAGCGCUGCAGGCACUUGAGGAAGUGAAAAUGUACAAACAAAGAAUUCAAGAAAUGGAAGAAGAGCUUCAGAAGACUGAGAGAUCAUUCAAGAAUCAGAUUGCUGCUCAUGAGAAGAAGGCUCAUGAAAAUUGGUUAAGUGCUCGUUCAGCUGAAAGAACACUUACGGAAGAGAAGAGGGAGACUGCAAAUUUAAGACAAAAGAUGAUUGAGUUGAACCAGAAGCUCUCCCAGGUCCAAAGACCUUCGAUAAUUAAGCCAACUCCAGGUAGGCCUGACAGGCAGGUCCCUCCAGGAGCGCCUCCACCCCUGGGACCAGGACGCAGAGCUCCAGUAUCUCGUGAUGACUCUUACGGGCCGUCCCCUGUGAGCGCUGGCCCUCCGUCACCGCCAAUGAUGAUGGAUCUCCUUGUACGCCCGCCCUCAGUUAAUGCAGGUCGUGGGUUUCCCCGGGAUCGGGGGGAUGGAGGCCAUCGAGUUCCUCCCGGUGCUCUGCCUCCUCGCGAGUGGAUUGGUCCUGGCCCGGACCGGUUGGGACCAUCGUCUGACCAUGGUUCACCACCUCCACAGUGGGACCGGCGGCCAGGUCCAAUGGAUGGUUAUCCUGGACCCCGGAGACCACCUUCAGAAUCGGGUAUAAUGUCUGGACGAAUUUCUGGUCCAGGUGAAAUUCGUGGGCUUCCACUAGCUAACAGAGUGGCAGAAAUGGGCUCAGGGGGACCCGGUCAACUGCCCAGCGGGCCGAGGACAUCUUCCCCGAAUAUGAUGGAGUGUGCAAUGCAAGAUGCUGUUGCCAAGGCUGAAGAGCCAGCAUCUUUACCUAAUCCACCCUCUGAACAAUCAAAGGCAGUGACUGCUGAUGUCUCUCAGGCUGCACCGUCUUUCCCAGGGACACCUAUAAUGAAUUCGCCUCUGGGUGGGAUGCCUCCCCCUGGACCCCGCCACGGACCUCCCGCACCCAGAGGCACCUAUGGACCGGUACCGGUGCCACUCCCGCAGAACCAUCUAGUGCGUGUUCCAGCCCUCCGAGAUUACCCUCCAGGCCCGUUCCCACCUCCUGGGCACAGACCAUUCCUUCCUGGACCCUUACCACCACCUCACGCUCUGAGAGACUUCCCACCUGGUGCAAGGGAGUUCCCACGUGGGCCCAGGAGUCUGCCUCCCGGGCCAACACCUCCUCCUGGAGCCCGUGACUUUCCCCCUGGCCCAGAUAACCGCCAGUGAUUUUAAAGACUUGAUGCUAGGCUUUCGAUUUGACUGAUGACCCACCUCAGGCAGUUGUACUUGAUGUAUGUAAACCAGACUUGCUGGGGAACCCUUAAAGUAUUCCAGGGCCCUCGUUUGUUUCUCAGUUACUUGUAAUUGGGAAUAAUUUCACUAGCAGGUCUGAUUAUCAGACGUGUUUAAACUAUGCUGGCUGCUGGAGGAUCCCAUUAUUAUAGCAGUGGUGUUACCCAUGUGAAUGAUGAUCAGACACAUUCAGUCACCAACUUAUUCUUCAGCCAGAAAACUCUUGGACAGCUGGAGUUCUGUACCUUCCAACUUUGGAAAUGGAUAGGAACGUUGAUGGGAGAUUUGCAAAUUAAGUAUAACAUGCUGUUUACAGCGUCAAACUUGGAAUCUGUCAGAAGGUAGCCACUUUGCCAAUCAAAGGAGUAAAUAGUGCAAUAUUAGGGUACCUGUGUCUUGUGUAGUAAAUCUCUUGCUAAUCUGUGAGCAGUGUUUUGAGGCCUUUUAUUUUUUAUGGUUGCAGAAAAAGAAACUUUUCCUGUGGAAAUAACUAAUGAGAGCGGCCUGAUUAUGUCGUCAUGGCAAUACAUUUGUAAUUCGUACACAAACCAUUUCAAUGAACUAUCCAUUUGUGUAACAGCCAGCCUGUUUUUAGUUUGAUUUCUCUUUGGGGGGAAAAAAAAGGACAGGAACACCCUGUACAAGUAAGGCCAGAUGUAACUUAUUUUACUAUUGAGAAUUUAUUAAUAAAGAUUAAAAUUA
Molecule: messenger RNA, 7265 nt
Organism: Pristis pectinata (smalltooth sawfish)
Lineage: Eukaryota; Metazoa; Chordata; Chondrichthyes; Rhinopristiformes; Pristidae
Gene: mia3
Product: MIA SH3 domain ER export factor 3
Exons: 30
Coding region: 3-6497 (2164 amino acids)
Biological process (GO): protein secretion; vesicle cargo loading; endoplasmic reticulum to Golgi vesicle-mediated transport
Cellular component (GO): endoplasmic reticulum membrane; endoplasmic reticulum exit site
Molecular function (GO): protein binding
Source: RefSeq, a predicted model, not a curated record